AUGCCUCCCAGGCCGAUGCCCGGCUUCCAGCCGGACGGCGACGACGGCGAAGGACCAAGCAACGACACCGGCGGAUACAGGAUGACGCGCAUGGGCCCCGCGGGCGCGCAGGCCGGGGGUUCCUCCCUCGCGCAGCAGCUCCAGGGCAUGCGUCCGGCCGAAGACGGCGCGAACGACGGGGGCGCGACAGCUGUGCCAGCGCCGACAGCUGUGCCAGCCGCGUCAUCGGCUCCGGGCCGACCGCCGAGGCCCGGCAGCGCGACGGGCCGGGACCCCGUCGCCCCGCGGCUCGCGCCCAUCGACCCGAACGCUGUCGGGCAGAUGGCGCCGGGGCCCGGGUCCUACGGCGGAUUCGGCGGCGGCGGGGGCGGGGGCGGGUUAAGCGGCGGGGUUGAAAGGGUCGGGCCCCGUUCGGAUCGAUCGGACGCGGGCGACGUUCCCGCGUUGGCGGUGAACCCGAAGUCGGUGAUCGGCGCCGUGAACGACGCGUCGGAGCAGCUCAGGGCGAUGGACGAGGUGGUGUCGGCGUUUGACGAUAAAGGGCUCGUCGCGGCGGAUCGUAACAAGGAGAAGAGCGACGACUUUUGGACGAUGAACCACAUGAAGCUGCUGUACCUCAUCUCCAAGUACUCGCACUGCGCGCAGACGGUGCACGAGAAGGAGCGGUGGAUCCGCAAGCUCCCGAUGCUGGUGCUGAUUUACGAGGGCAUCGUGCAAAAGGUGUUCGAGUACGACUACGCGCCGGCGUCGGAGGUUGUCGAGACGACUCGGGUGUAUCUCAACGUGUCGCAGGAGGGUAAAGACGACCUGGACGACCUCGUCGAGGGCAAGCUGGUCAAGGGCCUGCGUUUGUCCACCAAGGAGCACCAGAGCGUCACGGCGUACCAGAUCUCGCCCAGCGGGUUGGCGCUGAUAUCCAAGCGACUCCCCGACGAGGAGAGGCAGCUGGUGGACGACUUGUGCAUCGUCGACGGGAAGCUCCUGCAGGUGGUGUGGGAGGAUAAGAGGUUCCUGCUCCGCACGAUGACGUUCAGCAGGGAGUCCACGGUGACGGACGCCGAGGACGUCUCCUACGUGGUGUCCCCUUACCUGCCAAAAACGCUUCGAAGAGUCGGCGGGCCCAUCAUGAGCAGCAACGCGCACAGAGCUUCGGAGAGCGCCACGAAGGAGUCCACCAUCCGCGACGAUCUCGACGAGGUCAUCACCAUCUCGAACGUCACCAUCCUCAUCGGCGAGUGGAUCCCGUUCGGGGCCAAUCAGGUGGUCGAGCUCAACCUGAAGCUGGGUUCCAACGAGCGGUGCCAGGGCGGAUACUUCACCGCGCAGGUGGACGACGACUCCACGAACACGCAGUGCGAGGUUCCCACCGGUUUGACCUCCGUCAGCAUCCUGGACCACGACAUGACGCGGUUCACGAACAUCGAGGCCGAGGUGUACUACCCGGAGGACGAGGGCAUCGUGCAGAUUGAGCACUUUGGCAUUCACACCCGCAUGGACGGCACGAUUGUCUAUGGGCUCAUGAUCGAAUCGGUGAUGGACAGGAUACUGGAGAACAUCUCGUUGGAUAACCUCGCGCGUCUCCUCGUGGACGUCCACGUGGACUCCUCUCGAAUCAUGGAGUCGCUGCUGUCCAACCACCAGCGCGACUUACUCGACAUGAUCUUCCUGGGCAACACGCUGAACAGGGACAAGGUGAACGUGAUCAUCGCCGAUCGCGUGGUGCCGAAGAUGUCCGCGGAACGCUACCUCGACAAGGACGCCUUCGAGAACGAGCUGAGGCAGGUGCUGGGCGACACGCACGAGGCGCACGAUCUCGGCGAUAACGACAUCGUCAUCACGGGUUCGCACGGUAUCAUGCUCAUCGGACCCCACAGCAAGAUGCAGGAGCCGGUCAUGUUGGCGUUUUUAUCGCUGAGGUCGCGCGAUGUGUUCGUGCACAACGUGUUCAAUCGGCUGUUCAUCAUCGACGACACGCUCAAGACCGCGCGGCAGCUCAUCGCCAAGUACGAACAGGACCCGAACUCCAUCCCGAGGAUCCGGCACACCCUAUCGGAGACGUCCAAAGACAUCAUCCUCCUCGAGGAGGUUCUCCUGUACCUGCGCGAGUCGCUGGAGCAGGACACCUCCAUAUACGCCGAGCCCACGGAUGAAUCCGGAUACCGCCUGUACCAGGUGCUCAAGGUGAAGACGAUCCUGAACGACCUCCACGUUCGCAUCGAGGACAUGCAGAAGGUGCUGCUGGGCGCCAGGCACGAGGUGAACGGGCUACGGCAGAUGGCGGAUACGAUAGCCGAGACGCAGAUGUUCCGUCUGCAGGAGGAGAUUCGGGGCAACUCGAGCGACAUGCUGCAGCAGCUGAAGAUCAACGAGCGACAGUCCACGUCCCUGGACGUCAUGCAGGUCAUCUUCGCGGGUUCGCUCGCGUUCGACAUACUGGACCGGCUCACCGGCGAGUGGUCCGUGGUGCACACCUCGUGGGCCAGGGCGUACAUCGUCGACCCGUUCAUGUCCAAGCCCAUGCUCUGGUUCAUAAUAUCCAUGAUGGUGUGGUUCGGCGUGGGGACCGGGGUGUUCAGCAUGAUGCGCGAUCUCAACGAUCGCACCGCCGGGGUCAUCACCUACCGCGUCAAGGUGAACAAGGGCAUCGACCUCAACGCCCUGGACGACUUUUUGUUGCGCAAGUCGGUCAUCGCCGAGGAUGGCGACGCCGACGCGCUCAACGCGAAUCAGAAGGUUUCGUGGAUCGAGAAGGACGUCAGUCGCUGGGAGGGGUACCAGCCCAAGAUCGAGAUGAUCUACGACGUCAAGCACGGGUUCUUGCUGAGCGUGUACAUGCAGGUGACGAGGAGGGCGAGCAAGCCGGCGAGGCUGAGGCCGGAGACGAUGAAGAUGCGAUUCUUCACGGAGCUUCAGGAAGCCGGAGUGAUGGCGCCGGACGACGCGGCUGAAGUGAUCGACAACACGCGCAGACGCCAGACGCGACCUGGCGAGUUGGUGACGAUAGAGGACAGUAGCGUGUUCCUCAAGGUUCGCGUCCCGGGCGAGCGGCACUACCGCGAGAUUCCCUUUGGCCGCCAGAGCUACCUGGAGCUGAGGGAGGAGAUUGCGCACAAGUUCGAGUGCAAGCCGGUGCAGGUGCUGCAGGUGUUCAAGGAACCCGACAUCCUGAUCGCGGACGACGACGACGUGAGCAGGCUCAAACCCGGUACGGUGCUGGAGGUGAACAUCAAGAACUUCUCGGGGUACAAGUCCGCGCAGCAGGGACUGCCGGCGCCGCCGUGA
Micromonas commoda is the source of this 3282-nucleotide messenger RNA. RefSeq lists its product with no specific name. The transcript has 3 exons. The record is from RefSeq and is a predicted model, not a curated record. NCBI's taxonomy places the organism in Eukaryota, Viridiplantae, Chlorophyta, Mamiellophyceae, Mamiellales, Mamiellaceae. Bases 1 to 3282 code for a protein of 1093 amino acids.